Messenger RNA from Apodemus sylvaticus (European woodmouse), 3190 nucleotides. It is a transcript of the gene Sema3e, whose product is annotated as semaphorin 3E. The transcript has 17 exons. Lineage: Eukaryota; Metazoa; Chordata; Mammalia; Rodentia; Muridae. Gene Ontology annotation, molecular function: chemorepellent activity; semaphorin receptor binding. The coding region runs from base 564 to 2891 and encodes 775 amino acids. The record is from RefSeq and is a predicted model, not a curated record. Gene Ontology annotation, biological process: positive regulation of cell migration; semaphorin-plexin signaling pathway; negative regulation of axon extension involved in axon guidance.
UGAACUUUCCUGUAAACAGAGCGCUGACAGGCGGCAUCCCCGCUGGGUGGAUCCCGCGCUCCUGGCGCAAGUGGCACUUCUUGCUUCUAAUUAUCCAGAGGAGAGGCGAAUACGAACUGGCUGCUCGGCAAGUCAGUGCAGGAGGCUGACUUCUGGGAGGCUUGCGGGGAGGCUGGGGGAAGAGCCGGGGGAGGCUGCUGCUCUGCUCCGGCUGUUUUCUCAAUGAAUAGCUGGCGGGGAGACUGAAGCUAGCCACAGCCUCCUCCUCACUCCGCGGCUGGGUGACGGCGACAGCUCCAGCCGGGACCUGGGUCUCAAGACGCGCUCCUUGGAAUCUCCUCUUGCUCCGCGCUUCUAACCCACCGGACCCCGGGACAGAAAGGCUUUGUGGAUCCAAAUAUUGCCUGGCAAAUGGCACUUGGGGAUGGUAUUUUCUGGUGACAACCCCUUCUGUUUGUGACAAAGCCUGUCGCCCGCAGUUGCCCCUGGAGGGAAGUACUAAGUAAAACUCAAUCCUCUCUUAAAGUGUGGUUGCAGGGGCUAGAGGAGAGCCAGCACGCACCAUGGCACCGGCCGGACACAUCCUCACCUGGCUGUUCUGGGGUCACCUGCUGGAACUCUGGACCCCAGGUCACUCCGCGAACCCCUCCUACCCCAGGCUACGCCUGUCACAUAAAGAGCUUUUGGAACUGAACAGGACGUCAAUAUUUCAAAGCCCCUUUGGAUUUCUUGAUCUCCAUACAAUGCUGCUGGAUGAGUAUCAAGAAAGGCUCUUCGUGGGAGGCAGAGACCUUGUCUAUUCUCUGAACUUGGAACGAGUCAGCGAUGGCUACAGAGAGAUAUACUGGCCCAGCACACCAGUAAAAGUAGAAGAAUGUAUAAUGAAAGGGAAAGAUGCUAAUGAGUGUGCCAAUUAUGUCCGGGUUUUGCAUCACUACAACAGGACACACCUUCUGACCUGUGCUACCGGAGCCUUUGAUCCACACUGUGCCUUCAUCAGAGUCGGGCACCAUUCAGAGGACCCCCUGUUUCACCUGGAGUCACACAGAUCUGAGAGAGGAAGGGGCAGAUGUCCUUUUGACCCCAACUCCUCCUUUGUGUCCACGCUAGUUGGUAAUGAGCUGUUUGCUGGGCUCUACAGUGACUACUGGGGCAGAGACUCGGCGAUCUUCCGCAGCAUGGGCAAGCUAGGUCACAUCCGCACUGAGCAUGACGAUGAGCGGCUACUGAAAGAGCCAAAAUUUGUAGGUUCAUAUAUGAUUCCUGAUAAUGAAGACCGAGAUGACAACAAAAUGUACUUCUUCUUUACUGAGAAGGCUUUGGAGGCAGAGAACAACGCCCACACAAUUUACACCCGAGUGGGACGGCUGUGCGUGAAUGACGUGGGAGGACAGAGAAUCCUGGUGAACAAGUGGAGUACUUUCCUCAAAGCUCGGCUGGUUUGCUCCGUCCCGGGAGUGAAUGGAAUCGACACAUACUUUGACGAACUAGAGGAUGUGUUUUUACUGCCGACCAGAGAUCCCAAGAAUCCAGUGAUCUUUGGACUGUUUAAUACUACCAGCAAUAUAUUUCGAGGCCAUGCCAUAUGUGUGUAUCACAUGUCAAGUAUCCGAGAAGCCUUUAAUGGCCCAUAUGCACAUAAAGAAGGCCCUGAAUACCACUGGUCACUGUAUGAAGGGAAAGUCCCCUACCCAAGGCCUGGUUCUUGUGCCAGCAAAGUGAACGGAGGGAAGUAUGGAACCACCAAGGACUACCCCGACGACGCCAUCCGAUUCGCAAGGAUGCAUCCACUAAUGUAUCAGCCCAUAAAACCCGUUCAUAAAAAACCAAUCCUAGUAAAAACGGAUGGAAAAUAUAACCUGAGACAACUAGCAGUGGAUCGAGUGGAAGCGGAGGACGGCCAGUAUGAUGUCUUAUUUAUUGGGACAGACACAGGAAUCGUGCUCAAAGUAAUCACAAUUUACAACCAAGAAACAGAGUGGAUGGAGGAAGUCAUUCUAGAGGAACUUCAGAUAUUCAAGGAUCCAGCCCCUAUCAUUUCUAUGGAAAUUUCUUCAAAGAGACAACAGCUCUAUAUUGGAUCAGCCUCUGCUGUGGCACAGGUCAGAUUCCAUCACUGUGACAUGUAUGGCAGUGCGUGUGCUGACUGCUGCCUAGCUCGAGACCCUUACUGUGCCUGGGAUGGCAUAUCCUGCUCCAGGUACUACCCAACAGGUGCACACUCAAAGAGGAGGUUCCGCAGGCAGGAUGUUCGGCACGGCAACGCUGCCCAACAGUGCUUUGGACAGCAAUUUGUUGGAGAUGCUUUGGAUAGGACUGAAGAGAGGCUGGCUUACGGCAUAGAGAGCAACAGUACUUUGUUGGAGUGCACCCCACGAUCACUACAAGCCAAAGUCGUCUGGUUUGUACAGAAGGGACGCGACGCAAGAAAGGAAGAGGUGAAGACCGAUGACAGAGUUGUCAAGAUGGACUUGGGCUUGCUCUUCCUCAGAGUACGCAAGUCAGAUGCAGGGACCUAUUUUUGCCAGACGGUAGAGCACAGUUUUGUCCAUACUGUGCGUAAAAUCACCUUGGAGGUGGUCGAAGAGCAUAAAGUGGAAGGGAUGUUUCUCAAGGACCACGAAGAGGAAAGACAUCACAAGAUGCCCUGCCCUCCCUUAACUGGUAUGUCUCAGGGGACAAAACCCUGGUACAAGGAGUUCUUGCAGCUGAUUGGCUACAGCAACUUCCAGAGAGUGGAAGAAUACUGCGAAAAGGUGUGGUGUACAGAUAAGAAGAGGAAAAAGCUUAAAAUGUCUCCCUCCAAGUGGAAGUAUGCCAACCCCCAGGAAAAGAGGCUUCGCUCCAAAGCUGAGCACUUCCGCCUGCCCAGGCACACGCUGCUCUCCUGAGGGCGCCCUCUGCCGGCUGCCGAGGAACCUAGGACGGAAACAUUUUUUUAAAGGGGGGAAAAAAAAAGACUGAAAGCAUGCAAAGUCUUUCCAUUACUUCAAAGAACUUUCUGUAGUACUGAGAGGCGCGAAAGGUGUUUUAAGUUAUUCUGCAUACUCAUCUGACUAUACAAACGUCUCUCUCACAGUACUAGUACUUAAAUGAGUGUAUUGCUUUAAAGGCUUCACGUAUUUAUCAAUAUAUGAUUGGGGCUGUAAUUUUGAGCUUGCUUUUCAGGGAAAUUAUUUUGCCAUCGGGA